Messenger RNA from Daphnia pulicaria, 4748 nucleotides. RefSeq lists its product as uncharacterized. Gene Ontology annotation, molecular function: RNA polymerase II cis-regulatory region sequence-specific DNA binding; protein binding; DNA-binding transcription factor activity, RNA polymerase II-specific. Bases 94 to 4695 code for a protein of 1533 amino acids. Lineage: Eukaryota; Metazoa; Arthropoda; Branchiopoda; Diplostraca; Daphniidae. The record is from RefSeq and is a predicted model, not a curated record. The transcript has 21 exons. Gene Ontology annotation, biological process: regulation of DNA-templated transcription.
CAUUAUUUGAGAUUUCGCCUUACACGUCGUUUGUGGAUUGUGGUGGUAGUAAACAAAUUUUCGAAAUCGGUUUAAUGUGAGAUAUAGAAAAGAAUGACAGUAGCCCAAGUUAGAAUAAAUGGAAAAGGACACCAUCUGUGUUUAUCUCGAGCUCUCCAGGCGUCUUUAGAAGAAGAAAUUUACGCUGAUGUCCGAAUUGUGGUGUUUGAAUCGGCCUUUCUUAACGAUGGUAAUCAUCCUCUACGUGCCAAUAGUGCCGUGCUUGCAGCCGCCAGCCCUAUUUUAGCCAAUAUUUUAAAAGAAAGAACAGAAGAUGAUGAAGUAGUCUUAAUAUUGGAUGGUUACCAACACAAUGACAUUUCAAAUUUGUUGCAAUACAUCUACACAGGGCAAGCUCAUAUCAAUCGCCAAGAGGAGCAGUCUUUCAGAGAUUUGCUGAAACAGUUGCAUGUUGGUAGUUUUGCCAAGCCUUUACCAAACAAGAAUAUUUCAACAUGCUCAAUGACGAGUAAAGUAGAGCUUACUCAGACAAGACCUAAGCAAAUGACUGUUGAAAUACCUCUGAAUCAAAACAAAACAGUAAUUUCUGACAAUAAAAAAAGAGAAAAAUAUCCUGCAAAAUAUUUCAAAAAGCUACCAGUUUAUCCAACUAGACCUUUGCAACUUCCCAAAAGAGAAAUUACUCUUCAAGAUCCACUGAGAAAUCAACUAGACAUAGUUAAUCCAGAUGGGAUGAGAAAUGGCUCUGUUUUUGAAAAAACCUGUUUAAAAUUUAACUUGUUGACGGAAGCGAAUGCAGUCGUUGGUAACCUGCUGGACUAUCCACGAAUGUCCGAUCGAUUAGGAAUCUAUUUCGACCCACAACUAUUCAGCUAUUACCGGGCUUUAGUACGUGCCUUGCCACCUAUACGGAUCUUUCUUCAAAUUCAAGAUGACGAACCCGAUAGCGAAUCGGAAUGUGAAGAAUCGCCAACAGUAAAAAAAUGCACUAAAGUGUAUCCACCUGCCCGGAAAAGAGACAUCUUUCAAGUCCGCCAACAGCGCAAUAGCUUUUUCAGUAGUCGAUUGCCUGUCAAGACCAUGUGUUGCGUUAAUGGCAAGGCGCACAUAAUUUUAGAUGGCCAGCCCAUACGAUUGGAUCCUUUCAUCAAAGCAAUUGAAUAUCCGUUGCUAGUUCAUGCCAACCAACAGUGCCAUCAAGAACAAUCUCAGCAGGAAGAUGAGAUCUCUGUGGAGGUGGAAACUGAAGCUCGACGGAAGCGUGUUUUACUCAGCACGCUCAAUCGUCUUAAGAAAGACCAUUCCCGUGCUAAAGAAGUUGCCCAUAACAUUUUGAACGCUUCAUCCUCCAGGAACGAAGAUGAGACUGGUGACUUGGAAACUGCAGGGACAUCCAAGAAAGGAUCUCAGAAUAUGGUGAUUUGUGAAAUAUGUGGUAAACUCAUCUCAGCUUCAUGGAUUCGCGUUCACUUUGCUAACCAUCAGGGAGAGAAGAACUAUCUGUGCGAACAUUGUGGACGUUCCUUUGCAUCGGCUAACCUGCUGAAAUCGCACGUUCAUUACCAACACAACAAUCAAUUAGACCUGAUAAAAUGCAGUAUCUGUGGAAAAUCUUUCACCAAAAAAUCCAGACUUGAGAUUCAUAUGAGGAUCCACAGUGACACGAGGCCUUAUCGUUGUAUAGUGCCCGAAUGUGGGAAAAGAUUUCAUACAAAUGGCAAUCUGAGGAAGCAUUCUUUCGUGCAUACUGGAGAAAAACCACACAGAUGUGUCAUUUGUGAUAAAUCGUUCGCUCAGUCUACCAAUUUGCGAUUGCAUAUGCGCACCCAUCAGCAUUUGUUGGAUCAAGGACCAAAUUUUGGUGGUGCACAGCGCGUUCGUAAACCAGAAGCCAUUUUCGGUUGCGAAUUUUGCCCCAUGACGUUUCACCGCAUCCGACAUUUCAAUGCCCAUCGUGCGACGCAUACGGGCGAACAGACCACGCUGCCCUGUACUAUCUGCCAACAGCAAUUUCCUAACAUUAACGAAUUGAAGCAACAUAAAAGAACUGAACAUCCUGGAACGGUUCACCAGUGCUCGCUUUGUGACAAAUCUUUUUUCAAAAAGACAGCCAUGCAACGACACCAGGCUACGCAUACGGAAGAACCUGCUCCAAAGCCAAAUUUUCCUUGUCAACACUGUAAUUCACAGUUUACUACUUCCGCGGCAAGAACUGUACAUGAAAGGACACAUACGGGAGAGCGCCCAUUCAAAUGCCCAACAUGUGCCAAAAGCUUUACAUCUAAAUACAACUUCCGGCAACAUUUACGGAUGCAUUCGGAAGAAAGACCUUUUAAGUGCAGUCAAUGCAACAAAGCUUUCAGACAGCCACAACAUCUCAGGGCUCACACAUAUACUCACAAGAACACUGAGGAGCCUGUGCCUUGCCCAAUUUGUGGUAAAAUGUUCAGGAAUAAAAUUCUAGUAAUGUCUCACAAGCGGAUCCAUAAACAAGCCAAAGUUGACCAACCAACUACUAACCAGGAAAUUUUGCAACAAGAAGCUAGUCUUCAGUUUGUCGACAGCAAUAUGGAAUUUGUCAACAUUUUGGUUUUAGCUGAAGACGUUAAAGAGCUUACACAGAGUACGGUGGGCGGUCACGAUUUACUACAACACAGGCAGAAAAUUCAAGCCCUAUCCGAAGAGACAAAUCAAUAUCUUAAAAAAAAUGUUUAUCAAAAUUAUAUGCAAUUCAUUGAAACAGCUAAGGAGAUUUCAUAUUUGGAAAGUGAAAUGUACCAACUCUCUCAUUUGUUGACUGAGCAACGUUCCUUGAUAGUGACACUCUUGGAAAACUCUUUACUUGGUGACAAAGCUCCUGGACUUAGGGGUGUUGAGAAACCUGAAAUAAAAGCCAAGUUCAAUGCUGAAGUUGCAGUUAACUUGAAUGUAAACAAUCAGGAAGGUAGAAAGCGUCUAACUGCACUCUUAGAAAAAGUUGAAGGCUGUGCUAAUGUUGUGGAAUCUCUUACAAGGACUUUAAUUCAUGAAGGAGAUAUGGUGGAAUUGGAUCCGUCCGAUAAUUGCGCAGUCGGAAGAGUUCGUGGGUUUCUACUAAAUGAUAGUUUUAUGAUUGCUUCAUGGCUUCCUAACAAACGGGGCAAUAUGCGAUAUCAGUAUCAAGCACUGUAUGAACUGGAAGGCUUAGCAGUAAUCAAUAUUCGUGAUCUGGGCCCUGUCAAAUAUGCGUUUAAAUUAAUGAUGUUUCCAGAUACGCGAGUGCUUCAGUGCGCUAAUUCAAACGACAAGAAAGAGUGGCUUGAAGCUUUUGAGUUAGCCAAGCAGCUAAAGAAUAAGAAAGACGUUAGCCCAACGCCUUCGGAAGAAACAAAGGACAAUAGCUAUGACGACGCAUUCAAUCCUUUUGCAGAGGACGAGAAUUUGCCUUAUAUUCCUAACGGAAGUGGAAGCAGCCCAGAAGUUGCCGUUGAGUCUAUUCCCGAUUGGGUUAUAGAAGUGGCCGACGACAUGGACGUCUAUGUAGCACAGCGAGACUUUGAAGAAGCUGUUUCAUUGGCAGAGAAAACCCGAGCAUUUUGGGACGGUGCCUCUUCCAGUGUGGUCAACCUGCAUCGUGAUUUGAGAUUGAAAAUUGAUAGUCGGAUUCGCCAGUUGAGCGAAGUUUUAAUGAAUGAGUUGCGCGUUUCUCCAGACAAAUCCCUACAGGGAGGACCAAGAGCAGCUUCACGUGCCGUCCUUUUACUCUCUAGAUUAGGCCAGGCAUCACAAGCUUGCGAUCUUUUCCUCAAACAUCGCUCUGCUCUGCUAAAGCACAAUCUCCGUCAGCUAAAAACAGAGGGAGCCACAACCCUGUACAUCAAAAGAAUAACGAGUCUUUUCUUUCCUUUUGUUGCGGACACUGGUCGAGAAAUAUCUCGUGUGUUUCCUAAAAACAAAGUUUGCGCUUCCGCCUUUGUUGUUUGGUCGCGGAAUGAAGUCGGAAAAUUUGGAAAUAAUUUCAGAAAGCAUGUCUUCACAUCAGGCUCAACACUGACGACGGUCGCUGAAUGCGUCGCUCUAGUGAGGAACCAUUCUGAACAGCUCAUUGAAAUUGGAUUGGAUUUGACUUUCUAUUUGGAAAGUGAACUCCGUGGUCAAGUGGAGCGAUGUUUGCGCGAUGCCCGUGAGAAGCUUUUGGAAUCUAUUAAGCUUCGUGCUCUUGAAGAUAAAUGGCGACCGGUGAACCUCGUCAACAAGAGUGGAAUUGCAAGAUUUGCUGAUGAUUUGAGCGAAAUAGGAAUUGCAUCAAUUCAUUCUUUGGUUUAUGAUGAAUGCUGGGUGGCUCUAACAAGCAACACAAUUAAUUUUUCGAAGGCCUACUUGACUUUCCUGGAUGACGCGCUGAAGAUGCCCUCAGCAGAUAGCAACAUUUUUGUUGAUGAGAUCUUGCAUGAUAUUUUCCAAGCCCAACUGAAGCACGUGGAAAACUCUUUGCGCUCGGGCAAAUACAAGGGGGAGGCAAAAUUCAUCCAUAAAAAUGCCUCAUUUUUAAUACAUACUGUUCUGUCGCUAGCUCAGCAUAGGGUUGAAGAGGUUCGGCUUCAUCCGAGUCCUUCAUUCGCGAAAUUGCGGGCAGAUUUUGAAUGGUUAGCUAAUGAUGGCAAGAAAAUAAUUACUACCAUUAAAUCUCCUGCAUCUGAUCAGUCUUUUAUUUAACCAACUGUGAAUGUAAUAGAUUCGGAGAAAAUACAAAUACAUGGCAAUGAUGA